This is a messenger RNA of Saccostrea echinata, 1431 nucleotides long. RefSeq names its product adhesion G-protein coupled receptor D1-like. The transcript has 14 exons. NCBI's taxonomy places the organism in Eukaryota, Metazoa, Mollusca, Bivalvia, Ostreida, Ostreidae. Gene Ontology annotation, cellular component: membrane. Gene Ontology annotation, molecular function: G protein-coupled receptor activity. The coding region runs from base 1 to 1431 and encodes 476 amino acids. The record is from RefSeq and is a predicted model, not a curated record. Gene Ontology annotation, biological process: cell surface receptor signaling pathway; adenylate cyclase-activating G protein-coupled receptor signaling pathway.
AUGAUUGAUCAAGCGAAAGUUGAUCAAAAAGGAAUAAUUUUCCCGAAGCCUGAUGGACUCUCCAAUACUACUUCGAAAGAUAUUGGUGAAUAUGCAACAUUUCUUGAUUUACCAAAACAAAGGAACAGGACAAGUGAAGGUUUUACGUAUGUGGCUGUCAUAUAUAAGACUAUUUCGGAGAUUAUACCUGCAGAUUCACAAAGAGAAGAAAGUUCAGACGAAGUGAAAGAAGAAAAAGAGAGGAAAGAAUUCGUCAAUUCUGAAAUUUUGUCACUUACUACUAAGACAGAUUUGGGGAUUCUAUCUCCUCCUCUAAACCUAACAUUUCAGCACAAACACAAGAAUGAACGUGGCAUCCUUCAAGUAGUCUGUGUAGCUUGGAAUUUUACGAUAAAUAAAUGGUCAAAGAAAGGCUGCAAGGUGAACUCCACAAAUACCAAGAGGACAGUUUGCCAGUGUAGCCAUCUCACCAACUUUGCGAUUUUGAUGAGGCCUUAUACGUCUGCGAAGGAAGACAAGGAAUCUUUGAUGACCCUAUCUCUUGUGGGUGUUAUCUUGUCCAUUGCAUUUACAGUUUUAACCCUCAUUCUUUUCAUUUUGACUUGGAAGCAAAUAAGGAGUGAUCAAAAUAUUAUACUACUUAAUCUCUGCGGAUCGUUGGUUUUAUCAUACACUGUAUUUAUUGCGGCCGUGGAGAAGACGGAUAAUUGGGCCCUCUGUAUCUUCAUUACGGCCGUCAUUCAUUAUCUUUUCCUUGUGACCUUCUUCUGCAUGUUGGCAAUGGGUAUCUACUAUUUUAUGAGUAUUACAGUGACCUUCUAUGCAAUGUAUGUGGCGAAUAACUUCAAGUCGAAAUCCAGAGUGCAUUUCUUUCUUUUAGGAAGUUGGGGCUUUCCAUUAGGCAUCACAGUUAUAACACUGGGGGCAUUCUGGGGGAAAAACUACCACAUCAGAAAUUACUGCUGGCUCUCGAUGGAAAGUGGUUCUCUCUAUAUGUUCAUUGUUCCAGUUUGCGUUAUUGCCGUGAUAAACGUAAUAAUAAUGGCGUCCUUAAUACGAGUGUUGUAUAGUUCAAGUGCAAUGACAAAAUCUUCACUUCAGAGAAAGGCCGCGUCGGGAUUGCGAUCUCUCGGUACACUUGUGCCAGUAUUAGGCGUUACCUGGAUAUUUGGAGUCUUAGCUGUAAAUGAAAGCGCUGAAAUAUUCCAAUACAUCUUUAUCAUAACCAAUUCCAUACAGGGAUUCUGUAUAUUCAUAUCGCACGUGCUGUUGAAUAAAAAGCUAUUGCAGGGGUUAAGAACUAAGUAUCCAGCUCUGAGUGGACUAAGUAUCUUUACGGAAUCAAGCAAAAAGGAAACUUCUUCCGUGUCAAAGACGCAGUCAUCUCAAUUGGAGACUCCAUUGGAGAAGCCAAAGGUUAUGAUGACAUAA